UUAACAGUCCUUUGGGCUUGAAAUUUGAUUGUUUGAACAGUAGAGUCCUACUAAGCAUAUGCAUUCCUCUGGAUAUCAAGAGUUUGGUAGCAUAUUCAACAAACCUGUGUUGUUAAAUGGCGGCCACGACCCAAUGUAUGGGGAUAUCAAGAGUUUUGACAACGCCAUAGACCACAAUGGCACUUUUAUAUGAUGGUUUUUUUGGUUUUUGUCCUUGUUCCUCCAUCCGGAAUCGACAACACUACAACCAACCGGAUGAUUUUUGCACCCAUAAAUUGAAAAUCCAUGAUACCACUUGCGGCACAUGCUUGUUUGAAUAGCCUCAGUUAUUCCUUUCUUUUUCUAUAAGAAUCAAUAUGCUUUUUAUAGUUUCCUUUUCCAAAUGAAAUUAGAUGAAAUCCAAAGAGUCUGUCUUCAUCUAUGAUUUUUGUAGGUUGGUUUUUCAAAUGCAAUUCAACAGAGCACAUCUACAUCCAUGGGAUUUAAGAUUGUUUGUUCUCUUCUCUUUUAUAAUACGAAGAUUAGUAUCGAAGAUUACUGAAAAAUCACCAACGAUCGUGGCAUGGUAAGGUGCUAGUAGGAUAUUUAUACAGAUCCUGCUGUUACAACAUUCGUAAGAGGCGCAUCUUCUUUCAAAGGUACAUUACAAAAAACGAUGCAAUUCGUAAAAGGCACAUCUUCAGUCCAAGGCUCAUCUGGUUCAUCGGCAAGUCAAGCUGUGGUGGAAGAAGUUGAUGCUCGUUCUGUCUAUGUUGGAAAUGUUGACUAUGCAUGUACAGCCAAAGUUGUUAAACAGCAUUUUCAGUCAUGUGGGAUUGUGAGUCGAGUCACGAUUCUCUUGAAUGAAUAUUGUCUACCCAAAGGAUGUGCGUAUGUUGAGUUCCAGAACAUUGAUGCUGUUCCCAAAGCUCUGUUACUUAAUGAGUCUGAGCUUUACGGUCGGAAAAUUAAGGUCUGUGCUAAGCGUACUAACAUUCCUGGAAUGAACCAACAUCGUGGGAGAAACACUUAUGUUUUAAGAUCCAGGAGGCCACCUCCAGUGUAUCGUAGACCUGGAUAUGGAAGCGCUCCAAGGUUUAGACGUUCCAUGCGAUACAGACCAUACUAGAGGCCGGCUAAGUUUCGUAAGGAGAAGGCAUUCUUUAUUUGCCAUUUAAUUUCCAUUGCUGGGGAAUGAACUUCAGUUUUAUUAUACUCUUGGAUAAUGCAUUUUCCUUUUUCAACUCUUGAUUUAUGGUAUUGUAAGUUUGAUAUUUACUAUUAGAUUUCUGUACUUGUAUGUUCCUAGAUGAUUGACUGCCAAGGUUUACUUGUAUACCUUGAUGAUGUUCUCAGUAAGACUAUAUUAGUAUGUGUUGGACAUGUGA
Messenger RNA from Medicago truncatula (barrel medic), 1367 nucleotides. Its product is annotated as polyadenylate-binding protein 2. The transcript has 6 exons. The coding region runs from base 656 to 1108 and encodes 150 amino acids. Gene Ontology annotation, molecular function: poly(A) binding. The record is from RefSeq and is a predicted model, not a curated record. NCBI's taxonomy places the organism in Eukaryota, Viridiplantae, Streptophyta, Magnoliopsida, Fabales, Fabaceae.